Messenger RNA from Zonotrichia albicollis (white-throated sparrow), 1099 nucleotides. The record is from RefSeq and is a predicted model, not a curated record. NCBI's taxonomy places the organism in Eukaryota, Metazoa, Chordata, Aves, Passeriformes, Passerellidae.
AUGACAACCUCCAGCUCCAUGAAGAAGCCUCUGCUCACCCCCAGCUGCCCAGAUCCCAUCCUCGAGCGGCCGCUGAAGGUGGAGCUGAGGCAGCCAGUCCGGUGUGAUGAGGGCUCUCAGGACGAACGUCCCUUUCCCGUGCCAGGGGACCCCAAGGUGCCGGUGCUGUACGAAGUGGAGCGGACCCGCACAGGGAAGAGUUUCUCCGUUCGCUCUGUAAAGGCCAUCCAGCAUGGAAAGCCCAUCUUCACCUGCCAGGCCUCCUUCCAGCUCUCGCAGGGGAGCCCAGUGCAGCACCAGUUCACCAUGCCGACCGUGCCACCCCCCGAGGAGCUGCUGACACAGGAGGAGCUCAUCCAGAAGUUUCUGCAGAAUCCUAAUGUGGCUGAGGGCUACAGGAAGCGUCUCACCAAGAUCCAAGCUCAAGAUGUGCCAAUUGACAUUAAACCCGUGAACCCACCAGAUAUAUUCAGCUCAGAGCCACAGGAGCCAAAGCAGCUCUUCUGGGUGCGAGCACGAGGCUACAUAGGAGAGACUGACAUGAAGGUGCACUGCUGCGUGGCUGCCUACAUCUCUGACUAUGCCUUCCUGGGCACGGCCCUGCUCCCGCACCGGCAGUACCGUGUCAAGUUCAUGGUGUCCCUCGACCAUUCCAUGUGGUUCCAUGCACCCUUCCGAGCUGACCACUGGAUGCUGUACGAGUGUGAGAGCCCCUGGGCUGGUGGGUGCCGGGGCUUGGUGCAGGGACGGCUGUGGCGCAGGGAUGGGGUCCUGGCUGUCACCUGCGCACAGGAAGGUGUCAUCAGGGUGGAACAGACACCAACCCAGAGCAAGCUCUAGCUGAGGACACCCUACAGACUGGGGCUGAAGCAUGCCCAGGGAGGGACCCUGAGAUGAAGGCAGGACCUGGACAGGAACAGGAAGGAGACCAGGUGGGACCAAGCACUGCAGGAAGUCCUGGUGCCCGAGGUGUCUGCGACAGACUGUGACCAACAGAGCAUCGUUGCAACCAACUGCUAGCUGCACAGCAUGUAAGCACAUGCUGCCGUCAGCUAUCUUUCACCCACCUUAAAAUAAAGCCGUUGGGUGAAGAGCUGGA